Messenger RNA from Paramecium primaurelia, 518 nucleotides. Lineage: Eukaryota; Ciliophora; Oligohymenophorea; Peniculida; Parameciidae. The record is from the annotation of a GenBank genome assembly.
AUGACCAAAAAUAUUCAGGACUCAGUGAAUGAAAGAAAUCUUUAUAAAUAAUUAUUUAAAGUUGAAAAAUAGGAUGCAUUCAAAAAUUAUGAAACAAUUAGUACCAAAAAUAAAAUUUAUAAUUAUAAUCGAUUGAAGGAGAUGAUGAAUAAUUGCUAAUAUAAUAAAAAGAGAUAGAAUACUUAUCGACAAUAGAGUAAGCUAAACUAAUUAAUAUUAUUGAUUUACUUGAUAAUAAGAACUUUUUUUCAAAAUAUUCAAUUUUUAGUCAAUAAAAAUAUGAUAAAACUACUAUGAUGACUGAUAAUAUUCAUAUCAAAUUAAGUUCGAAUGAUUUUAAUUUUGUAGGAACUGUUUUGUAAAUGAAAAUAUUUACAGUAUUUGAAUUUUAUGAAACCUUUAUUAACUUUUAUAAUGAAGAAUAAAUUCAAAAAUAAAGGGAAUUGGAUGGAAUAUAUAACAAUGAUAGUUUUGCCUUUGAUAUUUAUGAAUCCUCCUAUUCUUAUCCAUAGAUAUGA